Staurois parvus is the source of this 258-nucleotide messenger RNA. Lineage: Eukaryota; Metazoa; Chordata; Amphibia; Anura; Ranidae. The record is from the annotation of a GenBank genome assembly.
ACUGCCGGCUACAUAUCAGUAUACAGCACUACCAGGGCCGGACUGACCAUUUGGAAACUCGGGCACUGCCAGAGGGCCCGGGGUCAGUAGGGGGCCCUUGGUACCUUUUUCAUAGGCCUUUUUGAGUUUGGGCAAGGACACAGGGGCUCCAUGAUCCCCUAUUGUCCCAUGAGUUGGGGGCCCCAUGAGAUGCCCCUGGUACCUUUCAUAGGAUUUUUCGGGUGUGGUUUGAGUGUGGGCGUGGACACAGGGGCCCCA